UUCAAGAAAAUACUGACUCCGAUGAUGAUAGGUCGAUCGCCUCUUUAAAAAAAAACACGAAAAAACCUAAAAAAGAAGUAAAUAUUACUGAUAAAAAGCCCAAUGAAAAAAAGGAAACCGAACUACAAAGAAAAAGAAGGGAAGAGAGAGAGAGAGAAGAGGCAGAACGUUGCAAGUGGUGGGAACUGCAAGUAGUGGACGGUUUACAAGAGGGCCAGCGAUGGAAGACACUCUGGCACAACGCUCCUAUGCUUGCCCCCGAAUACAAACCUUUUCCUUCCCACGUGAAACUUAUAUACGAUGGGUCCAAAGUGGAUCUGACCCCCGAGACGGAGGAAGUGGCCUCCUUUUAUGCGACGAUGAUUACCACGGACUACUCCGCCAACCCCGUUUUUGUUAAAAACUUUUUCAACGACUGGCGAACUUUUAUGACUCACGAAGAAAAAAAAUUAAUCAAGUCCUUUAAGAAAUGUGAUUUUUCUUUGAUGGUAAAAUAUUUUGAAGAGCAAAGAGAACUUAAGAAGAAUUUGACUAAAGAAGAAAAGGAAGCCUCAAAGAAACUCAAAGAAAGGGAAAUUGAACUUCAUGGCUACGCCAUUGUGGAUGGCUAUAAAGAACGUAUAGGAAACUUCAAAAUUGAGCCUCCGGGAUUAUUCCGAGGGAGAGGAGACCAUCCCAAAAUGGGGCUCGUCAAAAGGCGCGUGCUUGCUAAGGACAUCACAAUAAAUAUUGGACCUGGCGAGACCCCGCCCCAACCGCCACCGGGCCAACAGUGGAAGCAAGUUAUUCACAAUGACAAGGUCACGUGGUUGGCUCAGUGGACUGAAAAUAUCCAACAAAAUGUGAAGUAUGUGAUGUUGAACGCCAAUAGCAGAAUGAAAGGGGAAAAUGACUUGAAAAAAUAUGAUAAAGCACGUGAAUUGAAAGGGUACAUCGAUACUAUUCGUAAAAGUUAUGAAAUAGAUUUGAAAGACAAAAAGAUGGAGGUCCGCCAGAGAGCUACUGCCCUCUACUUUAUUGAUCGUCUGGCCCUUAGAGUAGGAAACGAAAAGAACGUUGAAGAGGAAGCAGAUACGGUUGGCUGCUGCUCGCUUAGACUUGAGCAUAUUGAUCUAAUCGAUCCGAACCAAAUUAAGUUCGAUUUUCUCGGGAAAGACUCGAUUCGAUACGUCAACACUGUUUCGGUUCCGGAACAGAUUUAUAAAAACGUGAAGAUUUUUAUGAAGCAGAAAGAAAAAAGCGAUGCUUUAUUUGACAGACUUACUGUUCCGGCUCUCAAUAAACAUUUGCAAGAGUUAAUGCCUGGCCUUACCGCCAAAGUAUUUCGUACGUACAACGCCUCCUUUACUUUGCAAGAGGAGCUCGAUAAGAUAAACCUCAAAAACCCUUCACUUCAAGAAAAAGUUCUCGCCUACAACCGAGCAAACAGAGCCGUUGCAAUUUUAUGCAAUCACCAGCGAGCCGUACCGAAGGGUUUUGAAGUGCAGAUGGAAAAAAUAAGAAGCAAAAUAAAGGUGUGGAAAGCAGAAAGAAAAGAACUAGAAAAAGAGUUGGAAGAAGCAAAAACUUUAAAUAAAGAGAACGUCGUCACUAAAAUACAAAAGAAAAUCGGACUUAUUAAAGAACGCAUUCGGAAAAAAAAAAUAGAAAUGACUAAUAAAAAUGAAAAUAAAACUGUAGCGUUGGGGACUUCCAAAAUUAACUAUAUGGAUCCGAGAAUCACUUUUGCUUGGUGCAAAAAAAAUGAAGUUCAAGUCGAAAAAGUAUAUUCUAAAACUAAUCGUGAGAAGUUUUUAUGGGCCGCGUGCGUUGAUUCGAACUUUCGCUGGUAGUCA
Molecule: messenger RNA, 1835 nt
Organism: Zophobas morio
Lineage: Eukaryota; Metazoa; Arthropoda; Insecta; Coleoptera; Tenebrionidae
Product: DNA topoisomerase 1-like
Exons: 18
Coding region: 249-1832 (527 amino acids)
Biological process (GO): DNA topological change; chromosome segregation; DNA replication
Cellular component (GO): chromosome; nucleolus
Molecular function (GO): DNA binding; DNA topoisomerase type I (single strand cut, ATP-independent) activity
Source: RefSeq, a predicted model, not a curated record